This is a messenger RNA of Opisthorchis viverrini, 762 nucleotides long. RefSeq lists its product as hypothetical. NCBI's taxonomy places the organism in Eukaryota, Metazoa, Platyhelminthes, Trematoda, Opisthorchiida, Opisthorchiidae. Bases 1 to 762 code for a protein of 253 amino acids. The record is from RefSeq and is a predicted model, not a curated record. The transcript has 4 exons.
AUGUCCCACUGUUAUGGGAUUCUGCGGACAGAUGAAGAGGAAUCGAAUGAUGUGCAAGCAUUUUUACCUGGUGACAAAGACUGGAGGGCAGGUUGUACGAGGAAAUUGACCAAGGACUGGGAGAGAAGUUUGGUGAUCCAAGCGAGCUAUGUCGGCCUGCGUCCCGAUUUCUGUGACGGGACGCUUUGGAGACCGUCGACAUCACAGCUUGAUCUCAGUCCUCUUGGCAAUCUGGAUUUUGUCCAACUGCAACUGGAAUUGCAACCUUUGGAACACAUAUCACCCGCACGACCUACCAACAUACCUCUCGACGGACGAUUACACGGCUAUCGCUCGAAGAAAUCUAACGGUCGACUGCGAGUCAAACGACGACACUUAGAUGUUGUGAGUUCAGAAAUUGCUUCGACCAGAGUAAACAAGGAGUGCGUAUGUACUACUCCAGUUCCACCAUGGUUAGCAACAAACGACGAUAGAUGUUGUGAGUUCAGAAAUUGCUUCGACCAGAGUAAACAAGGAGUGCGUAUGUACUACUCCAGUUCCACCAUGCAACGUACUGUUACCAUACCGCACGCGGACCCAUUUGCCAAAGUUUAUUGGUGCUAUAUGGAACGAAGGAAGGUUCCUGCAGAACGGGGACAUGUCGACAGUUAUCCCUAUCUUCAAAAAGGGUACGUGGACGCUGUGCGAAAAUCACCCACCGAUCAGCCUGUUAGCUAUGGCAUCGAAGGUGCUCUCGGGUAUUAUCCUUCGAAGGUUGACUGA